CUUUAUCCCGAAAUUCUCUCUCCCCCUUGUAAAAACAUCAUUUAGUAAAUAUAUCUUUCAAGUUUGAAGCAUUGAAGAAGCCUUUAAAGGAAUGAACAUUGGAACUGGACUGCCUCUCCAAGUUCAACCACCAGCUGCUCCUAACAAUAACCAACUGAACCAUCCCAUCAAUACCUAUGUAGCAGCUAGUUAUGGUAAUGGUGGUGGUAGUAAUGCUGUUGUUGCUGGCGGUGGAGGAGCAUCCGACGGCGGGGAAUGCGCGGUGAGGGAGCAAGACAGGUUCAUGCCGAUAGCUAACGUGGUAAGGAUCAUGCGGAAGAUACUGCCGGCGCAGGCGAAGAUAUCGGAUGAUUCCAAGGAAACCAUUCAGGAAUGCGUGUCGGAGUUCAUCAGCUUCGUCACGGGGGAAGCCAAUGAGCGGUGCCUGCGGGAGCAGAGGAAGACCAUCACCGCGGAAGAUGUGCUGUGGGCGAUGAGCAAGCUCGGCUUCGACGACUACAUUGAGCCUUUGACCCUCUAUCUCCAUCGCCUCAGGGAGUUUGAUGCUGCUGCUGCUGCCCCUGCUGGAUUCUUCACUCCUCCUCCUCCUCCGGCCGACGUUAACGCUACUGGAGAAGGGCCUAGUUCCAGCAGCUCCCAGAGUGUUGUGGUAGCAAUGGAUAAUGGGGAGGAGGAUCAUCAAGAAGUUGGACACCGCAACAAGGAGUAAUUGUGGUGUAUUUGCCCUCGCAGUUCUGCUGCUAAAUUCUUCUUCAAUUUUUUCUUUUUAUGAUUCAAAAGUCAGUCUUGUUCGACAACAAACCUAAUUUGUAGUUGGAUGUUUCUUCUUCUUUCUUUUUUUUUUUUUUUUUGGGUCCUUCUUGCGCGCAUGCAUGUAUUUGAAACAAUUUAAGACUUCAUAAUUAAUUAGUUCUCCAA
Molecule: messenger RNA, 918 nt
Organism: Oldenlandia corymbosa var. corymbosa
Lineage: Eukaryota; Viridiplantae; Streptophyta; Magnoliopsida; Gentianales; Rubiaceae
Source: the annotation of a GenBank genome assembly